Molecule: messenger RNA, 469 nt
Organism: Python bivittatus (Burmese python)
Lineage: Eukaryota; Metazoa; Chordata; Lepidosauria; Squamata; Pythonidae
Source: RefSeq, a predicted model, not a curated record
AUGGAAAGUUGGUCAGAUCAGGUCUGCAACUGGUUGCAGGAGACAAAUUUGGGAGACCCGGUUCCUAAAUUUCAUGGUAGACUGGAACCUGGGAACAGAGGUGCUCUCUUGGCAUUCAGUGAUAGGAUGGUCCAACAAUUGAUCAAGAAAAUUGGGCACCAGACAGUGCUAAUGGAUCUGAUUAAAACAUGCAAAGAAUGGACGGGGGAAAAAAACAUGAAACAUGUUUUAGCAAGAUAGCAAGUGCUGGAAUGAACCCAUUCGCAUAUUCUGCCUGUGUUUCCUUAUGAUGUCAAAUGCGUAUUAGCAGAGGGGAAGUACCCUGACCACAGUAUGGAAAUUUGGAUAAUUGAAUUCUUGCAAGCUGACAUGAUAAAGUAUUGUGAUGGAUCGCUGUUUCCAUCCCAACAGUACAACAACAUAGUGAGUUAUUUGCUGCGGGCAUACCCUUUUCUUGAUGAGAAUGAAA